AAAAACUAUCUGUUAUAAAGAUGUCUGUUCUUGUAGACUUUGUGGUUAUUAAUCUUCGAUUCCAUUAGAGAAUGGUUUCUUGAACUGAACGUGGAGGCAAUGAAGACCGUUUUUUUGAUUGUAUAGAUGCAGAGUGAAGGAAUUGGAUAAUCUUUGUUACUCAUUCUGUUUCCAUUAUCAACUGCAGGUAUCUGAAUUAUAUAUCAACAACUUCGUAAUCUCCUGACUCGUCUUGGCUCGAUACUGGAUUUCAAGAAAUACUCAACCGUCGUCUGUUCACGUACACUGUGCACUUCAGAUUUUUCAGCUCAAAGACGAAGGCGCUGGUAAUUUGGUUAUUGCGUGCCUUGUAGCCUAUGAAUUCUCCGCACACUUUCCAUUCUCUCCAUACCCACCAAACUUACCCCUCUCGUUUCCCUCAAAACUACACAAAGAAUCGUGUGGUUCCACCUUCCCUUAUAUAUGUAUGUGGCACUUGGAAUUUCCUUUCAAAUUCUCAUGGAGUCUGUUGCUUCUACUUCAUCCGCACCGGACCACCCCCGUCCUCGCCUUCCUUGGUUCGAGCCCUCCCAAGCUAUGACUGACCGGAUUGUUCGAGCUCUCCACCAUCACCUCCGUCUCCACACCGCUCUGAUUCUUCAUUCUGUGUUGGGUGCCACAGGCAAUGUCUACAUUGUGUCUCUACUCUACACCCCCUCGUGCACUUGCCCCAAUCGUAUUACGCCUUGCAAACACAUGUUAUUUGUUUACAUUCGAGCUCUGGGUGUGUCACUGGAUGAUAUAUGUCUUUGGCAGAGAACGCUUCGACCUUGUCAAUUGAAUCGUUUGCUUACUGCACCUGCUAUGACGGAAUCGCUUGCUGAAAUUCGUCUACGUAGAGUAUUUCAUCAGCAAUUCUUUCAGGUAAAAGAAAGGACUUGUGUACUUAUUGUAGAUAUUGAAGAUGGGGCUGCUUGUCCUGUUUGUUUGGAUGAUCUAAAGGACGAUCGGGUUGUGGCUUGUACGACAUGUCGAAAUCUCGUUCAUGAAGAUUGUUUCUCGAGGUGGAAACGAAGCAAGGGAAGGAGAAAUAUUAGCUGCGUAGUUUGUAGGGCAAGAUGGAAGGACACGAACAAAUGAACAAAAGUAUUUGAAUUUUUCUGCCCAUCUCAAUGAGCACGACGCAAUUGACAACAAUCGCUAUAAUAGCUAAAUAGACACCAUAAGAUGUCUCGUAAUAAAACUAUUGACGAGUGUUCAAUUAAUACUCUUAAAAGUUAAAAAAUACAAUUAGCAUUAUUUGUUAAAAAAAAUAC
This is a messenger RNA of Cucurbita maxima (winter squash), 1295 nucleotides long. Its product is annotated as mitogen-activated protein kinase kinase kinase 1. The record is from RefSeq and is a predicted model, not a curated record. Lineage: Eukaryota; Viridiplantae; Streptophyta; Magnoliopsida; Cucurbitales; Cucurbitaceae. Gene Ontology annotation, molecular function: zinc ion binding; ubiquitin protein ligase activity.